This is a messenger RNA of Drosophila yakuba, 1866 nucleotides long. RefSeq names its product xaa-Pro aminopeptidase 3. Gene Ontology annotation, cellular component: mitochondrion. The coding region runs from base 119 to 1756 and encodes 545 amino acids. The transcript has 2 exons. Lineage: Eukaryota; Metazoa; Arthropoda; Insecta; Diptera; Drosophilidae. Gene Ontology annotation, molecular function: metalloaminopeptidase activity; manganese ion binding. The record is from RefSeq and is a predicted model, not a curated record.
UCUGGCAACCCUGGCAGUUUGUUUUUAUCCAGGAUUGUUAUUGUUUUUGUCAGUUCGCUUUUUUUAUGUGUAAUAUAUAGUGAAGAUUUUAGUUGGCAACCGAAGCACCGGAAGCACGAUGAAUGUCCUAAGGCGCCUGGACCGCCUGAUCGCCCCCACUGCCCGCCGCAGCGCUGCCAUUUCCACGAGCCUGUGGCCAAACCGCUGGAUGGCCCAAUCCACGACGAGCUCCCCAGGAAGUCCCAGCACCGCCUCUACAGUGACCGCGGCCGAGGUGCGCGGCGUGGCUCAAAUCCUGCGCCAGCAAAAGGGCAACCUGGGACAGCCUACCAGCGUCUCGCAUCCACACCUUAUCCAGCCGGACGAGCUGGUUCCGGGCGUGGAACUGACCGAGAUGAAGGAUCGCCGUACGCAGCUGAUGCAAAACAUCCGUGCCUAUGCGCGCACCUUCGGCGCCGAGUUCAAUGGGCACUCGAGUCCCUGCCACAUGCUCGUUCUGGGCGCCGCCUCCAAGAAGUAUAUGAGCGGCAAGAUCCCAUACGUGUUCCGCCAGAACUCUGACUUCUACUACCUCACUGGCUGCCUAGAGCCGGACGCCGUGCUCCUGCUGACCAUCGACGAGGCCCAAAACGUGCAGUCCGAGCUCUUCAUGCGUCCCAAGGACCCGCAUGCCGAGCUCUGGGAUGGUCCGCGCACUGGGCCCGAGCUGGCGGUGCCACUCUUCGGAGUCACUGAGGCCCAUUCGCUGUCCCAGCUGGAAGCGGUGCUGGCCAAGCGGGCAGGCGCCCUUAAGCCACAUAUCUGGUUCGACCAGAAGACCUCCGAUCUGCCGUCACUGGCGCAAAACAUGUUGCGUUUGAGCGGCGAUCAACAGCGUCCGCUACUCCCGGCCUACACUUUCCUGGAAGCCAUGCGCCUGCUCAAGUCCCGCGCCGAGAUGCAGCUGAUGCGGCGCACCUGCGACAUAGCCUCACGCUCGUUCAACGAGGUGAUGGCCGAGUCGCAACCUGGUCAGUCGGAGCACCAUCUGUUCGCGGCCAUUGACUACAAAUGCCGCAUGCGCAACGCCAGCUACCUGGCCUACCCGCCAGUGGUUGCUGCCGGUCAUAACGCCACGGUGAUCCACUACGUGGCCAACAGCCAGUUGUUGGGACCGCAGGAUCUGGUGCUGAUGGACGCCGGCUGCGAGUAUGGCGGCUACACCAGCGACAUCACUCGCACCUGGCCGGCGAGUGGACAUUUCACGGAGCCGCAGCGCACAUUGUAUGACAUGCUGCACCAGCUGCAGGUGGAGAUUAUUGGCACCGUGAUGAAGCCGGGCGGCGAGACGCUCGACCAACUGUUCGAGACCACCUGCUACAAGCUGGGCAAGUACCUGCAGGAGAUCGGGCUGGUGGGCAAGUCAGUAAGCGACUACAAGGAACUGGCCAGCCAAGGGUACCGCUUCUGUCCGCACCACGUCUCCCACUACCUGGGCAUGGACGUACACGACACACCGCAUGUGCCACGCAACACGCGCAUCGUACCCGGCAUGGUCUUCACCGUUGAGCCGGGCAUCUACAUUGGUCAGGAUUGCGGCGACGUGCCGCCCGAGUUCCGAGGCAUCGGCAUACGCAUCGAGGACGAUCUGCUCAUCAACGAGCACGGCCACGUGGAGGUUCUAACUGAGGCGUGCGUCAAGGAUCCGCGCGCCCUGCAGGAGCUGUGCCAACAGCAACAGAGGAAGCCCGGCGCCUCCACCGCGAAGGCGUUGUAAGAGUUCACAACGAAAACCAAAUUCCUAGUCAUAAGCCGUUCAUUCUCCCGACCACUUCAUGCGCUGAUUUGGGUCCUAAAAUAAAGGCAGAUGGUGUAUUUUUAAAUGCA